UGUAUUUUAUCGUAUUAUGCCGAUACUGAGUCGACCGAUUCAUAGAAACACAUCGAUAAAUUCGUUGAGAAUAUUCGUCGGAAGUUUUUUCAAUCUCUACAGUUGUCAACGAAAAUGGAGCCUGCAUCUUCAAAAUCCACAGCCGAUGCCUUGGGCUCUGACUUCUUUUACGGCUGGGACUUGCUAUAUAAAACUGUAGAUGGAAUCAUAGAUAAGAAGGCGGAUGUUUUGAUGGUCCUUGCUCACUUCUUACUUACGAAGCAUUACAAAUUUCGUUGUGUUGGAAUUGGUGAUGACAAAACUUUGCCCGAGGACGAAGAUGGAAGUGAACUGAUGCCAGAUCAUUGGAACGGCGAUAAUACAAAGUACUCUCUGCGUUAUGUGCAUAAUAAAGCACUUUAUUUGUUGCUGGGACAUAUCACUGAAGAUGCCUUGAUUGUCAACCUUUUGGACAUUAAUACCAAGAAUGUGUCCAACAUUUGUAUCACGCCAGAGUCUUUGGUAGUCGAAGUAAAAGGCACUAUUGCAAAAGUAAUGCCAACUGCAACAGAUAUCGUUGAGCGAUUUCGCAAAGAACUAUGUGAUCCAGUUUUCACUGGCAACUCUCGAGAGGCAACUACUCAGACACAAACCAGCCAAUCUCCGGCUCCAACUACAGAUCCUUUGCGCAUUGGUGAGCCUAGACGUCCAGGAUCGUUUAUGCCGCACGGUUUUGAGCCACGACCAUUUGGUUUUCCCGAUGUUGGUCGCGGAGAUCUAGAUCCGUUAGGUCGCGGCCCUGGUAAUCUAUAUUCCUUCGGCCCUAAUUCAGGCUUGGCGCGUUUUGAUCCCUUCAGCCCUAUUCCACCACGCGGACCGGGUAGCAUGGGACCGAAUCCCGAUCACAUGCGUCCGCCAAAUUGGAACCCAGAUUACUACAUGUAAAAAGCACAGCCGCUCAAUGAAAAUCAAGGCUAAUCAAAUCGAUAGUUUGUAGUUUUCUUUAUUUGACUCUGAAAAUACAUUAAUAAAUCCCAUAGAAUGGAAAAAAAUG
Molecule: messenger RNA, 1033 nt
Organism: Drosophila innubila
Lineage: Eukaryota; Metazoa; Arthropoda; Insecta; Diptera; Drosophilidae
Gene: PI31
Product: proteasome inhibitor PI31 subunit
Exons: 5
Coding region: 115-924 (269 amino acids)
Biological process (GO): proteasome-mediated ubiquitin-dependent protein catabolic process
Molecular function (GO): endopeptidase inhibitor activity; proteasome binding
Source: RefSeq, a predicted model, not a curated record